Messenger RNA from Stomoxys calcitrans (stable fly), 1782 nucleotides. RefSeq names its product pH-sensitive chloride channel 2. The record is from RefSeq and is a predicted model, not a curated record. The coding region runs from base 154 to 1650 and encodes 498 amino acids. Lineage: Eukaryota; Metazoa; Arthropoda; Insecta; Diptera; Muscidae. Gene Ontology annotation, molecular function: transmembrane signaling receptor activity; extracellular ligand-gated monoatomic ion channel activity; neurotransmitter receptor activity. Gene Ontology annotation, biological process: chemical synaptic transmission; regulation of membrane potential; nervous system process. Gene Ontology annotation, cellular component: synapse; membrane; neuron projection. The transcript is spliced from 2 exons.
AGACAAAAGUAGGCAACACUGAUUUGUAGUCUUAUACGUUUACCGUUAUUUCAAUUCUAUUUUAUCCUUACUCGGUUCGGUGUCGUAUCUGUGCGGUGCGGUGUUUUUAGUAAAUAUUUUUUAAAAUUUGCCUUCUUUUUUUUAAUUUUAAUUAUGUUCAAAGUGGUGUUUAUAGUUAUUUUAUGUUUAUCAUUAACGAAUUGUGCUGAUAUCGAAUGUCCCUCGCUGGUGGAUGCAGACAGCCUGUCUCAAACUCAACUGCUUGAGAGACUUACUCAUGGUUGCCGCUACGAUCGUUUGGAGCGACCGGUUACUUUUUCCGAAUCGGGCAGUCGUCUACCGGUGGACGUUUAUGUGCGAUGGUAUGUUUACUUCAUGCAGAAUUUGGAAGCUCAUGAUUUGCAGUUCAAAAUACAUGCUUUGCUACAAUUGCGCUUUCUGGAUCCGCGUCUGACGUUUCGUAAGGUGGCUCCCAAACGCAAGCAGCCAAUACUGGGUGAGAAACAACUGCGCGACAAUUUAUGGGUGCCUCACAUCUUUCUGGCCAAUGAACGUGAUUCCAGCAUUAUGGGUACGAAUGAAAAAGAUAUUCUAACCUCAAUUUCUCCAGACGGUACGGUAAUUAUCUCGAGCCGCAUUAAGGCAACUUUGUACUGCUGGAUGAAUUUGCAAAAAUUCCCCUUCGAUGAGCAGCAUUGUUCGACAUAUUUGGAGAGCUGGAUGUACAACACAUCUGAAUUGGUUCUGCACUGGGAACAAAAGAGACCAAUAACGUUUGAUCCAGAUUUGCACUUGACAGAGUAUAUACUUCAAGAAGCCUGGAGCAAUGAGUCAGUGAUCAAUGCUGAUUUGAAUGACCUGCGCCAUGGGGCAUUUGCGGGUAAUUAUAGUUCACUCGACUUUACUGUUGGAUUUUCGCGUGAGGUUGGAUUCUAUUUGAUGGACUAUUUUCUGCCCUCAAUGUUGAUUGUGGGCAUAUCGUGGGUCUCAUUUUGGCUAAGGGCCGAUCAAGCGCCUCCAAGGAUUAUGUUGGGAACAUCAACAAUGUUAACCUUUAUAACAUUGGCUUCGGCUCAAGGAAAAACUUUGCCCAAAGUAAGCUACAUCAAAGUGUCAGAGGUUUGGUUUUUGGGUUGCACGUUGUUUAUCUUUGGCAGUUUACUUGAAUUUGCUUUCGUGAACACGGUAAUACGCCGCAGACGCAAUGUAGACGUGAAAUCAAUGAGCAGCAAACACAUAUUGAAAUCCACAAUCCCACCUCGUAUUUCGAAACGUAAAAUACGAUCUCGUUCACUCUCGUCGGCUACACUGGGAACAGACAGUAUUUCUCUUACGGGAGCACCAACGUACAACAACUACAUGACGGUGCACAACUUUCCCAUAAAUACUAUCAAAGAAACUGAGAGUGACACCGACAGCAUUUCCAAAGUGACAUCUUUCACUACCACCACCAACAAUCAAAAGGUGGAUAUGGGGCUCUUGGAGCGAAGGGGCUUUAACAAUUGCCAUGGUGAUGACGAUGAAGAUGGCUGGACCACACUUACUCCCGAACAAUUAUCGCAGUGGAUUGAUGUUCGAGCCCGUGUCCUGUUUCCCUUAACCUUUCUGGUGUUCAACGCUUUCUUCUGGACAUUUGUGUAUAUUUUUUAGUUCCUCUCUGUAUUUUAUUCCUGAUAUUACAUUCUUUACAUUCCUAGUCUUGUUCAAUUUUGUAAACUUGCAUGUGCCUCCAGCAAUACUAUUUUAUACCAUAAAGAUGUAAAAACAUUUUAUUUCAAUAAA